AUGGUUGCAUGCAGAGAGAUAUUAUGCAUUGAAAGUGAGGGAGAGACACUGUUGAAGUUGAAGCGUCAUCUCAAAGAUCCUUCAAAUAGGCUCUCUUCUUGGAAUGCAUCUGCCAUUUCCCGUUGUUGCCACUGGUCCGGUGUUCUCUGCAGCAACAUCACUGCCCAUGUUUCAGAGCUUCACCUCAAUACUUCAUAUGUUAAUUUUGAUGGUGAUUAUGAAGCUUAUACUAGAUCUCAAUUUGGUGGAGAGAUAAAUCCUUGUUUGGUUGAUUUGAAGCAUUUGAAUUACUUGGACUUGAGCGGCAAUGAUUUUGAAAGUAUGCCAAUUCCUUCUUUCCUUGCAUCAAUGACUUCCUUGACUCAUCUCAACCUUUCUUAUGCUGGAUUCAUGGGCAACAUUCCUCCUCAGAUUGGGAAUCUCUCCAAUUUGCUCUAUCUUGACCUCAGUAGUAAUUAUCUGCUCUCCGGAAAUGUUGACUGGCUAUCAAGACUUUCAAAGCUUCGAUGA
Messenger RNA from Sphenostylis stenocarpa, 510 nucleotides. NCBI's taxonomy places the organism in Eukaryota, Viridiplantae, Streptophyta, Magnoliopsida, Fabales, Fabaceae. The record is from the annotation of a GenBank genome assembly.